Molecule: messenger RNA, 4022 nt
Organism: Belonocnema kinseyi
Lineage: Eukaryota; Metazoa; Arthropoda; Insecta; Hymenoptera; Cynipidae
Gene: mib2
Product: E3 ubiquitin-protein ligase MIB2
Exons: 12
Coding region: 370-3321 (983 amino acids)
Biological process (GO): protein ubiquitination
Cellular component (GO): cytoplasm
Molecular function (GO): protein binding; ubiquitin-protein transferase activity; zinc ion binding
Source: RefSeq, a predicted model, not a curated record
AUGGUUUCUUCACCUCCGAGAUAUUGUGUCGAAAAGGCGGCGGUUUUUAUUGAACUUUAAUGGAAUUUUAAUAAAAUCUGAUUAAAUACCUGGUGCCUCCAGAAGAGGCGCUUUUUACCGUGUUUUUUUCACGUCCUGGUGCUUUCUUGAUGAACACGCGCUUCUCGGUGAUGAUGCUACGUAAUGUCGGAUUCACGGGUUUCCCAAAAAGUUCGGGACCGUCCUUAUUGACGUUUCGCGAAGUGGUUUUUCCGUUGGAUUUUCCAUAAUCAAGAGCACGUCCAUCAUCACAUAUUGGCUUAUGUUUCUUAGAAUCUCCCACUUAUCCGGCCGUUCCAGAAGGAGCAGACGGUCCAAGAAAAAUCGGAUAUGCUGGAAGUUGGCUUGAGAGUAGUCCGGGGCAAGGAUUGGAAAUGGGGCGACCAGGACGGAGGCGAAGGUCACGCUGGGACAGUGGUUGAAAUUGGAAAACCCUAUGAUGCAAAUAGUGCAGGCUCGGUCCCGGUUACUGGCGACAAGACACCAGACAAAACGGUCAUUGUCCAGUGGGACCAUGGUCCAAGGAGCAAUUAUCGAGUCGGAUACCAUGACUCUUAUGACUUGCUCCUUUACGACAAUGCACCAAUCGGCGUCAAACAUCCGAACAUAAUUUGCGACGGAUGCAAGAGACACGGCAUUUUUGGAAUAAGGUGGAAGUGUGCACAGUGUUCCGAUUACGAUCUCUGCACUCAGUGUUACAUGGCGGAUGAGCACGAUUUAAGUCACACGUUUCAAAGAUUCCAAACUACCAACUCUGCUGGGGUUCAGCUAACUCCGAGAGAAGGUUGCACAAAGGUGAUGCUGAAGGGAAUUUUUAUUGGUGCGAAAGUAACUCGAGGAACGGACUGGGAAUGGGGAAAUCAAGACGGAGGACGAGGGAAGACUGGCAGAGUGAUGGACAUCCGAGGGUGGGAUAAUGAAAGUAGUAGAUCCGUGGCGACCGUAUCGUGGUCAACAGGAACAACGAAUGUAUAUCGAGUUGGAUACAAAGGAUGUGUGGAUCUUUGUUACGUCGAGGAAGCAAACGCUGGUACUUAUUACAAGGAACAUUUGCCACUUUUGGGACAGCCAGUUGCCACUGUUACUUGUAGCGUGAGUAAUUCUGUUUCGAAUGGCGAAGCAGCUUCCGCGGAUGAUCCUGGACCGAGGCAUUUGACUUUCCAUGUGGGCGACAAAGUCAAAGUAAUGAAGGAUAUCAAUACUCUUAAAGAAAUGCAAGAAGGCCAUGGUGGUUGGAAUCCACGCAUGGCUGAUUAUAUAGGAAAGGUUGGAACAGUGCAUCGCAUCACCGAUAAAGGUGAUAUCCGAGUUCAAUACGAGGGCUGUAACAAUAGAUGGACAUUCCAUCCAGCUGCCUUGACAAAAGUUAUGACUAGGGAUAAUUUCUCUGUCGGUGAUAUAGUUAGAAUAAAAAGUGAUUUGGUAGCCGUAAGAAAUUUUCAGCGCGGCCACGGAGAGUGGAUAGAUGUAAUGAGGACUGCGCUUGGUAAAACCGGUAAAGUUAUAAAAAUUUACCCUGAUGGCGAUAUGAGGGUAGCAUUAGAAGGGCACAUUUGGACCUUUAAUCCCAUGAGUGUAACUCUGGUUACUUCGAAUUCAGAAGUAGGAAGUGGAGCUGCGGCUGAUGAAAAUCGAGAGAGAGUUUCCAAUGACGAAUCUGACAGUGAUGUCGAGAAAUUAUUACGGGAGACAGUCAGAGGAGAAUCGCCGGUAGCUGCUGUUCGCGAAUUUUUGCGAAAGCACCCUGACAGGGUGGACGCGCGAGCAGGCGGUCCGGGUGGAGGAAAAAAGACUUGUUUGCAAGUGGCUGCUCAUCAGGGUCAGCGGGAAUUGUGCAUUCUUCUCUUGGAUGCUGGUGCUUCCCUUCACGCCGCUGACGAAGAUGGAGACACGCCUCUGCAUUAUGCAGCUUUUGGUGAUCAGCCGGAAAUAAUGGAAUUGCUCCUGGCUCGAGGUGCGCCUAUAAAUGUGGUAAAUAAUGGAAAAUGUAGUUCUCUGCAUGUGGCAGUGAACAAACAACAGGCACAAUGCGUUCACACUUUAUUGCGACAUGGCUGUGAUGUAAAUCUUCAAGAUUCGUACGGAGAUACCGCAUUGCACGACGCAAUUGGAAAGGAUGCGCUUGAUAUUAUAGAUGCUCUCUGUGCCUGUGAGAGAUUGGAUUUCACGCUUCGAAAUAAGCGGGGAUUUAAUGUUUUGCACCAUGCGGCACUUAAGGGAAAUGCCUAUGCCACGGGGAAAGUAGUGGCGAGAGCUCAGCAUCUGGUGAACGUGAAAAAGGACGACGGUUUUGCAGCGUUGCACCUUGCGGCCUUGAACGGACACCGGGAAGUUUCGGCGAUCCUUCUUUCGCCAACAGGUGGUCGAGCCAAUGUCGAUUUGCGGAAUAAUCGACGGCAAACGCCUCUGCAUUUGGCGACUUCUCAGGGUCAUUGGGCUGUUGCGGAGCUUCUCGUUAGCCACAAAGCAGACAUCGCAAGUACUGAUGAAGACGGAGACACGGCAUUGCAUAUCGCUAUCAAGAAAAGUAGGAAUCAACCGACGGCUGUCACUCCGGAAACCUCUAGGGAUUCGCCUUUAACUUAUGUGAUUUGGUUAAAUUUGGCGAGGCAAGGGGCUAAAACUGAACUCGCCUUAGCUUGCUAUCUCAUCAGCCAGGACAGAUCUGGCGCCGUAUUAGAACAUGCAAAAAAUUCCAAGGGAAAAACUCCUCUAGAUCUUCUUCCAGCUGAUUCGGAUACUGCAACUCUAAGGGAUGUUUUGCGGUCUUAUUACAGCCAAAGGAAUAGUUUAAAUCUCCAAUCAAACCUAGAGAAUAGUUCAGCGGGACGUAGCGAGGAACCGCCGACGAAUAACUUUGACACUAUAACUGAACCCGAAGACUCCAGGAAAGUCUCUCGCGGCUCUGGUGACGCCGACGAGUGCCGAAGUUGUAGAGGCACUCCAAAACGAACCGCUUCAGGAGCUAGUGUUACAAUUAGAGCGGAGGGCGAAGCCGAGGAGAUCACAAAGGACGAGAACCAAGGUAGGAAUCUGGAAAUAGAGAAAAAGGAGGAAGAGUUGAAGGAAAGUCGAGAAAAAGACAAGGACCUUGAGCGCCUGCGGUACUUAGAAACUAGAGUAGCUGACCUCGAAGAGGCCCACAUGUGCAGUAUUUGCAUGGAGCGUCGACGCAACGUAGCUUUUUUAUGUGGCCACGGUGCCUGCGAGCACUGUGCAGCGCCCUUAAAAACCUGCCACAUGUGUCGACAAACUAUUACCAAAAAAAUAAAUCUGUACUAAUAAUAUUAAUAAUAAUAAUUAGUCAGAUAAAAAGAAAAAUUCGGACUUUGGCGGCUAUUGAAAAAUCCGCAAAGAAAUCUCUCAUCUGCCAAAUAUAUUUACGUCGUCGUCGUCGUCGCGUCACGAGUUUGUUAUUUAUGUACCACAUCGUGCCAUAAUGCAAAUUAGAAAAGUCUGUACGAUAAAUGCCUUCUUUUUUUUAUUUGUUUUUUUAUAUAUUAGUGAUGCUUUUUUAAUAUUACUAAGUAAUUGUUUUGAAAAUAUUGAGCCAGCGCUUUCGCCCGCGUAUUCCCGUCCAAUUUCCCAUAGUUUGAGACGUUUUUUUAUAUUACUUUAUCCUGGAGGUGAAGCUACUCGACUGAACUUUGUACGAAAAAAAAUCGACAAACAAACGAAACUAAAAAAAAAACGAGUGUAUAUACUUUUUUUAAAGGAUUUUUAUAGGUAGGUUCUUUCUCUGUAAUUCGCGAUGUGCGUGUAACUUAAUACAGAGUGUCUACUCAAAUGCUGGAAAAAAAUUUCCCGACAAUUCCAGGGUUUUUUUAGAUAGUUCAUUAUUUAAUUUGAUUAAAACUGCUUUAAAUACCUAUCUUUUCAAGUAAGAUAAUUGAAUUUUCAUUAAGAUAGGUGAAUUUUGCAAUAAAUUAUUGCAUUUUCAAGGAAAAAGAUUAUAACUUUCAAUAAAAAAAGACGACUUUUCA